AUGAAGAAUGCUAAUAGCACCUCCCUUGUUUGCAUUUCUUUGGGGUUAUUAUUUCUCAUGCUUUUCAAUAUCACCAAUGCUGAAAAUUGGGAGCAACCAAGAAGAAAUGUCAAUCUAAGCCCUUUUGAGAGUUGGAGGAGUGCUUACUUCUGCUUGAUGAAUCAAUCAAAUGCUUGCAACCACAAAACAAAUUACAUAAUCACACUAAAUGGUACUCUAAACGUGCAAGACUCUGAAAUCAAUGAAUUCUGUACUAGUGGUUGCUAUGAUCACACAUUAUUGAUCUUCAAAUGCAUUCAAGAUGUCAACAGAGACUUCUAUUUUGCAACUAAAGCACCCUACUCUUUCGUCAAGAAUGUUACUAUGAAUGCAUGCAAUGAACUUAAAGGUUUUGAUACAUCAAAGUAUAAGGAUCCUAACAGUGCCACAAGUUUGUAUGGGAGAAUUUAUGUGCCACUUAUUUCAACACUUAUGACAAUGGCCUUCAUUGCCACCUUUGGUGUGUAA
This is a messenger RNA of Vicia faba (fava bean), 507 nucleotides long. Lineage: Eukaryota; Viridiplantae; Streptophyta; Magnoliopsida; Fabales; Fabaceae. The record is from the annotation of a GenBank genome assembly.